This is a messenger RNA of Trichoplax adhaerens, 1746 nucleotides long. RefSeq lists its product as uncharacterized. Bases 1 to 1746 code for a protein of 581 amino acids. NCBI's taxonomy places the organism in Eukaryota, Metazoa, Placozoa, Uniplacotomia, Trichoplacea, Trichoplacidae. The transcript is spliced from 12 exons. Gene Ontology annotation, cellular component: membrane. The record is from RefSeq and is a predicted model, not a curated record.
AUGAUUUAUAUAGGGCCUCCAAUCUCAAGUACGAGUUGCGAUUUUGAGAAAGAUAAUUGUCAAUGGAUUGAUCUGGUUGGUAUGAGUGCAUUUUUUUGGCGUCGAAAUCAAACACAAAUGCCAACAAGUAAAUUUAGUCCAAUCGCAGAUCAUAUAUAUCAGAAUGAGUGUGAUAUAAUAAUUCCCGUACUUUGGUAUUUAAUAAUCCUAUCCGUUCUUGAAGACAGGGGAUUUUUCUUACUUAUACAAAAUUUGGAUUAUAAAAUAUCGGGGGAAGUUGCAGAAAUUCUGAGUCCUCCCUUAUUUCUGCCUUUACGUAUUAACAAUGCUAUUAUAAAAUUCUAUUUUAGCAUGUAUGGACCAGGGGUAGGCAGCUUGUUAGUUUAUGCAAUUUAUCCUAGAUAUGAUAAAGAUCUUCCACGUCAUCUACUAUGGGAGAGGACAGGUAGCAUCCAUGAUCAAAAUUGGCAUAAGAAAACAAUUUCUUUUACUCCUAAGUAUUGGGAAUAUCAGAUUGUAAUACGCGGUACCAUAGGUAUUUCAUUGCAUGGCAGUAUUGGCUUGGACGACCUUACAGUCCAUCCUGAAGAGUUACAUUGCUUUACUGAUCGUGGCCAAUAUUAUAGCGGAACAUCAUCUUUUACGGCUAAUCGAACAAUGUGCAAAUAUUGGAAUGACACCAUGAUUUACAAUAAGUUAUUUAAAGAAAGAGAGAAUAAUGAUGAAAGUUUACAAAAUAACUAUUGCCGAAAUCCUGAACUUUUGCAUGCUAGACCAUGGUGCUAUAUCGACAGUUCUACGUUGCAAUGGGGUUAUUGCAACAUUUCUUCUUGCAAUAAUCCUUCAAAUUUUAAUACGAUGACUAGUAUCAGGAAAGGUGGAAUGUUGGUUAGAUUGAUUGAAAGAUUUAAUUUUGCUCGAGUUGUUGUGUAUCAUGAAGGUCAAUGGAGAGCUAUUUGUAGUGAACUUUUCGACAUUCCAGCAGCUUCGGUGAUUUGUCGUCAAUCAGGUUUACCUACGCCGGGCUAUCCACGAGAAUUUAAUAGCAAUAUUGGUAGUCCAUGCUUACGAAAUUUUCGUUGUACCGGAUUAGAAGGCAACUUUUCUCAAUGCACAACUUUUGAUCGUGACGGAACGCCUUAUGAAUAUUCUCGAUAUCAAACUGGUGUUAUAUGUGGAACUGAAAAAAAAUUCGAAAUGGCAUAUGAUUUUUCAGAAGUUCCAUUGACAUCAACUUCUUGCGAUUUUGAGUAUGGAUUUUGUGGCUGGCAUCAUGUUUUCGGAACCAACUCCACGAUGUGGUACCGUAAUAAAAUAGAAGGAAAAUACCAUGAUUACCAAUCUGGUACAAUGAAGUCUCAGAAUGAUGGGCAUGGCUGGCGCUUAGUAAAUGGCCGGAAAAACACUAGUGAUACUAGAGGUUUAGCUGAGAUAAGUAGUCCUUCUAUGAUUCUACCUACAGAAGCACAAGCAGUCUUCUUAGAAUUUUAUCUAAAGAGAUUUGGAUCUGGAACUCGUACUUUGAGAGUUUUUGUAGUUUAUCCGCGAUACGAUUCUAGCCUUAGCUAUCAUUCGCUACUGAUUGAUGGAACGUUGUACAAGAACUGGUACAAAGUGACUAAAGUCUUUCAACCACAAUUUCCGGGUUACCAGAUUAUUAUUCGAUCUGAAGAUUUCGGAAUCGCUAUUGAUGAUAUUUUCAUAUACCCCUUAGGUAUGGAAGUAUUACAUCAAUGUAACUUUUAA